This is a messenger RNA of Osmerus eperlanus (European smelt), 1659 nucleotides long. It is a transcript of the gene fntb, whose product is annotated as farnesyltransferase, CAAX box, beta. The record is from RefSeq and is a predicted model, not a curated record. The transcript has 12 exons. Gene Ontology annotation, biological process: protein farnesylation. NCBI's taxonomy places the organism in Eukaryota, Metazoa, Chordata, Actinopteri, Osmeriformes, Osmeridae. Gene Ontology annotation, molecular function: protein farnesyltransferase activity. Bases 140 to 1405 code for a protein of 421 amino acids. Gene Ontology annotation, cellular component: protein farnesyltransferase complex.
UGCCGUAACCCCGCCCACUACAGGAAAUCCUAUGAUUAUUUGAUUGAGAUAGCGAAGCCAGAGCUUGUUAACAACUAAACUGUUAUAAAAAGCUAAUUACAUGAGACGUUGCUUGGUAGUCUUCAUAAAGUAGAUUAUAAUGGAGAGAAUACCCCCGACAUUACGUUGCCUCGGCGAGUGUCACACUUCAGAAUUAUUCACAGACGACGGAGUGGAAACCGUGACUUCAGUGGAGCAGAAAAAGGUCGAACGCAGUAUUCAAGAAGUAAUCAGUGUUUACCAGCAAAUACACAGCUUACCGCAGCCCACUCUCUUGCGGGAACAGCACUACCAGUAUCUCAAGAAGGGUCUACGUCACCUCUCUGAUGCGUACGAGUGUCUGGAUGCCAGCAGGCCGUGGCUGUGCUACUGGAUCCUUCACAGCCUGGAGCUGCUGGAAGAGCCUGUCCCCUCCACCAUCGCCUCAGAUGUUUGCCAGUUCCUGGCACGAUGCCAGAGCCCCACAGGGGGUUUCGCCGGGGGUCCAGGCCAGCACGCCCACCUGGCGCCCACCUACGCUGCUGUCAACGCCCUCUGCAUCCUCGGCAGCGAGGAGGCCUACAGCGUCAUCAACAGAGAGAAGCUGCUUGACUUCCUGCUGUCGGUGAAGCAGCCGGAUGGUUCCUUUGUGAUGCACGUAGGAGGAGAGGUGGAUGUCAGGAGUGCGUACUGCGCCGCAUCGGUAGCGUCGCUCACCAACAUCCUCACGCCCCAGCUGUUUGAGGACACGCCCACCUGGAUCCUCAGGUGUCAGAACUGGGAGGGGGGUCUAGGGGGCGUGCCGGGCCUGGAGGCCCACGGAGGGUACACCUUCUGUGGCACAGCUGCCAUGGUGAUCCUGGGGAAGGAACACAUGCUGGACCUCAAGACCCUGCUGCGGUGGGUGGCCAGCAAACAGAUGCGCUUCGAGGGAGGCUUCCAAGGGCGCUGCAACAAGCUGGUCGACGGCUGCUACUCCUUCUGGCAGGCAGGACUGCUGCCUCUGCUUCACAGAGCCUUCUAUAGAGAAGGGGACACGACCCUGAGCAUGGAGAGGUGGAUGUUUGAACAGCAGGCUCUGCAGGAAUACAUCCUUCUGUGCUGUCAGAACCCAGCGGGAGGCCUUCUGGACAAGCCCGGCAAGUCUAGAGAUUUCUACCACACGUGUUACUGCCUGAGUGGCCUGUCAGUGGCGCAGCACUUUGGGAACAUGGACAGCCACAAUGAGCUCAUCGUGGGCCGCCCAGAAAACCGACUGGCACCGACUCACCCAGUUUACAACAUCUGUCCAGAGAAGGUGGCUCGGGCCCUGCGGUACUUCCACCAGCUGCCUGUCCUUGUUCCUGCCCAGGCCCACAGCCAGGCUCCCGCUGCUGGGUCAUCCUAAGGCCCUGGAGCCCUGGAGCCGUCUCAGGGUGUGUACAUUGUGUGUAACCGCUGAGGUAACUGGAACUGUCUGCAGGGGUGCCAGCGAACACGCUGCCUUUCUCUGAGCAGCCUGCUGCAGACAAGGAGAGGUGGGACAGAAGGGCUAUUCAAAUAAAGACCGACUCGUGGAAAUGUUGUCAGUGAUUUUUGUUUUGAAACCUUGUAAGUUAGAUUUUUGUUAAUUAAAAAAAAUGUAUACUACAGACUGCAUUG